Cloeon dipterum is the source of this 2905-nucleotide messenger RNA. RefSeq lists its product as uncharacterized. The coding region runs from base 131 to 1111 and encodes 326 amino acids. The record is from RefSeq and is a predicted model, not a curated record. Lineage: Eukaryota; Metazoa; Arthropoda; Insecta; Ephemeroptera; Baetidae. The transcript has 6 exons.
ACACGCGGCGGCCGCUUCCCUCCCUCCCGCCGCGGUCGGCGUUGGCGCUCCGAAGGUGGCCAGCCAGCCAGCUAGCGAGCCAAGCCAGUCAGUCAGUUAGUGUGCUAGCCUACGUGAGCCUUAAGAUGUGAUGGAUAAGUCGGUCUACACGACCAUAGUAGCCACACUGGGCUUUAUAUGCUUCACUGUGGCCGCUAUCGCCGUCGGCCUGCCUCUCUGGGGAUACUUCGACAACCCUGAAUCUGGAUUCGGAUAUGGAGUGAACAAAGGUGGGGAAAGGGGAUACUUUGGCCCCUGGAAAGUUUGCCAAGAAUUGCUCUACGGCCGUGAAAAAUGUGGGACUGCCAUCUCUCAGUUCCGGCCCAUUGGUGCGGUGUACGGAGCUGGAAUUGCCGCCGCCGCAGCUACAUCCCUCCUGGGCUUCUUCUGUGUGCUGAGCGUGUUCCAAAUUGCCAUGGUGGUGAGCAAGGACAGAGUUGUAAUGAACUAUUCGAUGGUGGUGUCCGCAAAACUCACGUUCGCCAUUCUAGCAGUAUUGCUGUCAAUAGUAUCCGCCGGACUCUUUGCCAUCCAGUCAGAUGAUGUGGACCACAGAUUCAGAAUCACUCGAGGUCCAUCGUUCUAUCUUGAAGUGGUCUCUAUUGUACUCAACUUUGUUUUGUUCCUGCUCGCGCUCUACGAUGUUAUCUUCACCAGAAGAACUGAUGGCGACCCAACGAAAGUGGACGGCCGAGAUCCCUCUGGGGCUCGAGCUGUCACCUUUGGGAACCCGGGAUUCAAAGAAAACGGGGUGGCCGUGACCAACGCUAGCGGCAGGCCGUACUCGCCAAACAGGCCCUACUCACCAAACAGGCCCUACUCACCGCCUUAUUCUCCCGGUUCGCCGUCGACAACAAUGAGCACGGUGACAGGGAGCGUGGGGUCAGUAGCAACUCUUUCGACCAACGGCUCUACGCGCAGCCCGCUGAGAUCGAGUCUGAAGAAGCCGCGGCCAAAGGGAGUGGAUGGUUUGGGAAUCCAAAAUCCAGGCUUCAGCGGCGGCUCGCCCACGUUUUCGCGGAACGGCAGCAUCAAGAAAGUGCGCAUCCAGACACACAGUACUGAAGUUUGAAAGUACAAAGAAGAGGACACGGUGGUUUGGUUAGUGACUGACUGUGAUAAACCUCUUUUCCGGUGGCACACUGUGGCGCAAAAUUUAGUAAACACUCUUUCCAGUACUUUUGUGAUUCGCACUGUAAAAAAAAUCACUUAUUAUUGCUCAAUCCAAUUGAUCACUCUUACAUAUUAUCUUUCAAUCUCAUCGUAACUUCUGACCGAUUUCGCCACACCGAAUUUUGUCACUAAUGAUUUUAUCGAUAACAUUCCAACCGAUAGAAAUGCAAACUAGUCUCAGACUGUAUAUUAUUGUUAGACUUUUUUAUUACUAAAAUGCAUAUUUUUACUUGUGCGUCUAAAUUGUUGUUGUCCUUCGUGAGUUUGUUAAAUUUAAGUGAGAUUUAUAUUAUUUGUUUUCUCCGGUUGGAUAGAUAGCUUUUUGAAAGCUAUAGUAUUUUUAAAAGUUGUUGAUAUAUUGGUUUGCACUUAAAAAUAACAAACCCCAGUUAACCAAACUGAUAUUAUAUAAUGUGACAGACUCAGUCAGACGCACACUUCUCUGCCAGCGGGGUUUUAGGAGAUUACGUGUCGAGCGCAAAACUCGCCAUCCAGGCGAGUUCUUCUCUCGCCACGUAAUCUUCCAGGGGCAAACCUCGCAGCGCUGGUUUGCCUUUGCAUCGCCACAGCUUCCAAUGGUGGGUUGGAAAACUCGCUGGCCAAAGUAGUUGUUUCGUCUAGAUAGGAACAAUGUCGCGUAAAUAGAUUUGUAAGUAAAGUAAUUAUAAGAAAAAUAUACGAGAUGCCUUGCGAAAUCCGUCCAUUAGAGUAAGCCCUGCCCUGGGAGCUCCAGGAAAUUUCUUGCGAGCGUCCAUUCCCGGGGAGAGCCAAGUAUUUAGCUAGUUAAGCGAGUUGUGUGAGCUUGGAUGAAUGUGAUUACAGUUUUGUGUUCUCCAGGGGACACAGUUCCUGUGAUUGAAUGUGUAUUGAAAAGUGCCCGAUGCAAUCCGUCCGUUAGAGUAGGCCGAGCAAGUUUCCGUCCUAGAAACGCCUCGGCUGAAGUAGUAGUGUGUGUAUGUGUGUGUGUGUAAGAGAGAGAUGAGAGUCAACAUAUUCGUUGCAAGUAGUUUUUACAGGCCUUGAAUUUAUUUCGGUGUUUAACCUUAGAGGGUGACUGAGCGAGGAGUGAAUGAUAUUGGAAUUUAUUAGUAAUUCCUUUAUGACUGUGUGAUGUGUGGUCCAUGGCGCAGAGUUAGAUUAAUGUAAAUAAUAAUGUGUACAUAUCUGUUGAACUGAGCUACUUACAUUAACACUGACGACUAAUUAUUGAAGUAUAUAUCUGCUGAGAGCAUUUUAUGAGUAAACCAUCGAACGCCUUAAUUUCCUUCUCAAUUCUGUUGCAAUAUUCUAUCUCAUUACAUGUAAAAAGUGACCAAACCUCAACAACUAAGUAAUAAUAAAUAACAUAUCACAGUUCAUUAAUUCAUAUCUAGAGAAGGAUUUUUUAUUCCAGCUUUUAAGUGCGUUUAAGUGCAUUUAACAUCAAAAUUAAUAUUUAGUUCGUUUUUGGUAAAUAAUUUUGGUGGCGGUUCAUUAAUGCUUUUAACAACUUUACUGGGAAAAGCAAUAAUUAAUUGUGAUGUUGCAAGAGAUAUUUUUGGACAAAAAGUGUAAACAUUACCUGUUAUAGCGUAAUGGAAAUUGCUGGUCAAGAACGUGUUGAUUGAUGUAUAUUAGAGAAAUGCAAAAAUUCUCGAGAAAUUUCCCCAUCUGUAGCAGAACGUGUUUCAUUAAUAAAAGUGAAGUUUAUUUA